Cuscuta epithymum is the source of this 7055-nucleotide messenger RNA. The record is from the annotation of a GenBank genome assembly. Lineage: Eukaryota; Viridiplantae; Streptophyta; Magnoliopsida; Solanales; Convolvulaceae.
CCGCAUACACCUGGGGCCCGUUCCGAACCAAGCUAACUCACAUUUCCACAGUUCAUUGGAAUUUCGAUCGCUUUAUCAUAUUUCUACCCGGAGAAUCUCUCAUUUCCUCUCUCUUCUUUUUUGUCCAAGUUCUGUAGCGAUUCAAAACCCUAAGAUUAACGUAAACGAAGAAGGAUAUUUCAGGUGCCAUUGUACACUACAUUUACGGAGGUUUGUGUAUUUUAAUUCUGGUUUUCUCCAAAUUUACUUAUCUCAUUGCAAACCCUAGCUCUCUGUCUCUUCCAUCACCACUACAUGCUUCAUUGGCUGAACCUCAUAUAGUGUUUUGGCACGCUGAGCUAUAAGCUCGUACAACUGUUCCAUGCCUGAUUGAGGCUUCAAUAUGUGUUUCACAUUUAUAAAUUGUGACAGCAUUUAUAAAUGUUAUUUAUUGACCUUCCUAAUAAUUCUUUGGAAAUAUCACGGCUUUGGAAAAUUUCGGUGUUGGAAUAUAUGCACUCACGGAGUUUUGAUUGCGUGCAUUUUGAAGUGCUCAAGGUCAAGAAUUUGUCUGCUGUUUUUAGGCUUGUUUGCUAUGCAUGUAAGAUAAAGGCUCCAUUUACUCUGAUUUAGCAAUUAGCUCAUCUUAGCUAGAAAGAUGUGUUUAUUAUGGUUCCAAAUACAGCUGGUUCUUGAAUACUUGAAUUGGCCUGAUGAGACUGUAGCAACAUAUUAAAGUGGGUCCUGAAUGUGGUUACGAAAGGAGGUUAACGAAUUGGGAUUUCUACUGAGGCUAUGCUUGAAAAUGCCAGAUAGGCAGAAUUUGUUGUUACCAAUAUUCUAUGUUGUUGGUUUAAAUUCAAACAUCACAGACAACGUCCUUUGGAUUUAAUAUCAUCUAUGCCUGGCAACGGAGUUGGAGAAAGGGUCCACAAUUUCUUUGCACAAGACACCUUGUCACAGGGGCAACAUCAGUCGGAGGUAUUGGACCAGAAUCUUCCAGCUCUGAGUAAUAACUUGUGGGCUGGAAACCAGGGAUCUGUUGGUGUUCCGAGUUACACCACAAAAGUAGUAGAUACUGGAAGAGGAUCAACCAGUCACUUAUUGAAUGGACCACCUGGCUUACAAUUCACUCGAUCCACUUUGAGUCCUGAGAUUCAGCUGCAGACUCAGCAGCAAAAUUUGAAUGGCUAUACAUAUGGGAAUCUGUAUGAGACGCGACAGGAUGAAGGAAAUUUUCUGGCAGCAGAUAUAGUUUCUGAUCAGCGAAAUGUAGGUUCAGUCGGCUCUUCUUUCUUUGAACAAUCAAUGCAGGGAGUGGGCCUUCAGCAUCAAGCACAGAUGGUCAGUUCUGGAGCUUCUCUAUCUUCUGGUAAUUUUGGUCUUCAUGGUGGUCAACAACUAAUGAGUCGUCACCAAUUAAACAUGCUGCAACCUCUGCAGCUCCAGCAGACUGGGAUCAAGGACUUACAGCAUCUACAACAGCAAGUAAUGUUCAUGAGGAUGCAAGAACUACAUAGGCAACAAAAACUCCAGCAACCAGAUGGUAGACAACAAAAUUCACUAAAUCAAAGUAUUCCCUUUCAGAAAGUUGUACCUAGCAGCUAUCCCUUUCCUCAGGUUCACAGUAAUGUACACUCGGGAGCACUAGGUUUCCCUGGGGCAACUGACACUACUAACACAAAUUGGUUACAUGGCUGUUCUUCAGCAUUGCAACUGUCACAUAAUGGUGUUCCUUCUAGCAAUUACGGUCAAGGGCAUCACAUGAUGACUCUGACUAAUCAACAGACUGACCAAUCCCUCUUUGGAGUUCCUGUCUCAUCUUCAAGGGCUAGCGGAAGCCACUCUAGCCAGUAUUCCCAAGGGAUGACUGCUAAGCCAAAAAUGCAGCAAUCCGCCUCAUUCAAUAGUUCAUUUCCCUUUCAACAAUAUGCUCAAUUACCAGAUCAAAUUAGUGCUCAGGAUGGAACAGUUGUUUCUAGACAAAGAUUCAUAGGUGAAAAUAUCUUUGGAAAUGGUCCUAACCAAAGUCUAAACAAUGCAAUUAAUAUAGAGAACCUUCAGGAAGUGAAUGCCGUUCAACAGAGUGAAACCAUGCAAGAGUUCCAAGCGAGAGAGGAACCUGCUAUUCCUUCAGUGAACCCACAAGAGAAAGCAUCAAAGCAAGCAAACUCAUCACACAAUGAAGUUGGUCUUGAUCCUACAGAGGAAAGAAUUUUGUUUGGUUCAGAUGAUAAUAUAUGGGAUGCGUUUGGAAAGUGCCCCAAUACGGGUGAGGAAGUCUCCAACUCGCUUGAUGGUUCAGGUUUACCACAUGGGUUUUCUUCUAUUCAAGGUGGUACUUGGAGUGCUCUAAUGCAGUCUGCUGUUGCAGAAGCCUCUAGAACAGAUGUAGGACCACAAGAAGAGUGGAGCGGUUUGAAUUUUCACACUAAUGUUGUUCCUUCAGGUAAUCAAAACGUUUCAACGCAUGACAAUGGGAAAGAACAUAGCGCGUUGAUGGAUGCCCACAUCUCCAGUACACCGCUAUUGAAUUCUGAGGCAGGUCAGCCUUCUGUCAGCGAUUAUAUGAAGAAUAGCUAUGUCAGUCAUCCAGGAUUUCAGCAAUUUGUACACAAAUUUCCUAAUGAUAUCACCCAAAAUAUGCAAUCAAAUUCUGUGCAGAGACUUGUGCAACCGUCUGAGGAAGGCAGCAAGUGGCCAGAUGUUGCACCCUUACAAAUGUCAGGUGAUGAAGGGAGUCAUAUGCAGAUGAACACCUCACAUCGAUUUGACGCAGGAGUUAAUGUCAAGGUUGUUUCUAGCUCCUGGAUGGAUGAGCUUGAUGGAUCCAGUAAAAACCGUGACAAAUUAAAUGAUUGGAGUGCUCUUGGGUCUGCAAUGGCGACUGAAGAUGCUUCUGCAAGGAUUCAUUCAAGUCACAACUACUCAAAUUCUUUAGACAGUAGUCACACCACAUGCUUACAUGGAGAUGCAGUUCAUACUGCUCCUUUCUGGAAAGCUGAUCCUGAAAUUAGCCCUGCUGUUACUUCAGAGGUUACUAGAUAUUCUCCUGCUAGUGCCCCGAUCAAUUCAGAGCUUGUUGCCAGUUCUUUAAAUGGCACUGAGGAAACCGGUAGAUUUCUUUUAAAAAAGAAUCAAGUUAAGUAUUGGAAGAACGCUAAUACCUUGUCCAUGGGUAAAGAAAGUCAAGGUUUGGAAAGAUCACAUUCACACAUUAUGAAGGACAACAAUAUUCUGAAUGCACUAGAAAUGACAUCUCAAACCGAUGCUAAAACUCAAGAGGCAGAUGCUUGUGAUAAGCCGGCAAACUCCAAUGACAGCUACCAGUCAAAUGUUUCACACCAAAAAUCUGCUGGAAGUUUGAGGGAAAACGUAUUGUUAGAUUCUAGUGAUUCAAGGUCUCUUGCUACUGGCAAGGAAAAGUUGUAUAAUCAGAUAGGCAAGAAAAAUUCUGCUCGCAAAUUUCAGUACCAUCCUAUGGGAAAUUUGGACGGAGAUGUAGAUCCUCCUUAUGGAUUGCAAAAGGCCCUCUGUAAAGAGGGAAUAGCCUCUCAGACCGCUCAUUAUGGUCAGUCCAAGCUUUUUAUUCAGGGGCAAUCAUCUAAUGCUCUAAGAGAUGGAAAAGGGCUAGCUGAUGUGCACUCUCAGAGUUACUUUCCUAGCUCUGUCUCUAAUAUGUCUGCCCCUUUGACAAGAUCUGUUGAUAUUCCCCCUCAUAUCACGGCUUCUCCAUCUUCUAGUCCAAGCAUGUUACAACUUCUUCCAAAGGUGGAUCAAUCAAGAGUGUUUGGCGCCACUAUGCAUCAGAACACAUUAUCAGCUGAGAUACCCAAGGCAGGAGACUCUGAUGGGCCUGUUGGACGCGUGUAUCCAAGUCACCCAUCAGCUGCUCAAGUCUUUGGCCUACAACUUGGUCCUCCAUCCCAGUUGAUGCCAGUUCAGAACCACUUAUUCUCUCCUCAAAGCUCUAUGGUAACUGUUUCUUCAUCCUCCCCGAGUAUUGGUGAUAAGGUGCAUAUAGCCUCUUUGUCUCAAGAUGUUUCAUUCCAUUCUUCAAGUGAAACAGCCCAAGGAGGGUAUGCUAAUAAAUCAGUAGUUCAAACAAAUGACAAUAAUGAGAACAGUCAUUAUAAGAUGCAUGCAAAAUUUCAUCCAGCAUUUAGUUCUGGAUCCCCCUUUCCAAAAAGCCGGAUUCAAAAUCAACGGAUGGCUACUGGACAUGAGUUGAAAGGUCAGCAUCCUAGUACUUAUUUCAAGGGCACUCCCUGUUUUCAUGAGGGAUAUGAUUCAUAUAGGGAUCCAUCUUCUGGUACAUCAGUGAAGAAUUUCUCUCAUGAAGUGGCUAGCAAUGUUGCAGGUCUUAAUUUACCUAAAUCUUUGUGCACAGCUAAGCAGACUAAUACUGUUGAUCCCCAUGAAAUCCUUAAAAGAUCAGUCAAUAAUUCCUUUCCUGUUUCUCAGCUUCCCUCCAGUUCAAUCAUGUCUCAGCAGGCAUCCUAUUCAAAGAAUAUGGAUAAUACAUGGAAUACAUCUAAGGAAAACCCAUUUAGUGCCCCUUCUCGUGAGGAGCCUUCAACUUUUUCAUGUUUGCACCAAUCAAAUAUUGUGGGCACAUCUUCUGCUACAGAAAACCGAGGGGAUCAAGAUGCAACCACUGGAGGGGGGAAUGUUUCGACUGAGGCUUAUACAAGUUUUGUGAACCCAUUGAGUAAGAUGCAUCAAGAAGAACAGCAUAUAAAGGAAAGCCCUUCUCAGCAUGAAUCGUUCAGAGGCAUUGACUCUGUCGAGGAAAUAAAUAAAGCUCAGGAAGAACAUAUCAUUAAUAAUCUUUCUGAUGUACAUCCUGUUUGUUCUGCCUCAAUGCAAAGAGAUAUUGAAGCCUUUGGGCGAUCUUUGAAGCCUAAUAACCUUUCUUACCAGAACUACUCUUUACUAAACCAGAUACAGGCCAUGAAUAAUGCUGAAAGUGAACAGAGUAGUAAGGCUUUGAAUAUAUCUCAAGCCUCAUAUAAUGGCCCUCUUGAUCAGGAAGUGUCGCAUGUGGUAGUUCCCUCAGUGGAUUCUAGAAUGCCAAAAAUCUCUGAAACGGAUCCUUUGGAAAGAAAUGUGACUUCUCAAGAAGUAAAUAUACCCACACAGUUGCAUGUAAUUCAUAUGGAUGAUCCUCAGACAAUUUCUCAGAGAAAGAAUGAGCACACUCAUGUUAGUCCACAGAUGGCACCAACUUGGUUUAAUCAUUUUGGAUCUGGAACUUUUAAAAAUGGUCAGGUAUUAGCAAUGCAUGACACACAAAAAACCUCUUCCAUGAAGAUGUGUGAAUCACCUCUCGUUCUUGACAAGUCCUCCAGUAGUUUGCAUACAUUCAAUACAAAGAAACACCUGAUACCUGCCAGUAAUGAUAUAAGUCGACAUGCUAGGCCGACCCUGCACACUAUCCCUGGCGCUGCUACUGAGCUGUUUUGUGCUUCCCCAUUAUCAUCGGUGGGUAAAGGAGACCAACAUUCAUUGCCAAGAUCCAAGAAGCGCAAACAUGUUAUAUCUGACUUGAAUCCUUGGUGCAAUUUAGUUUCACAGGGUUUGCGGAAUUUGCAAGCUAUCAGCCUUGGUGAAAGGGAAUGGGCAGAAGCUGCAGAUCGAGUUGUUGAAAAGGUUGAAGAAGAUGUUGAGUCUAAUGGAAGUGUCCCUCCUCGACAUAGAGCAAGAAGAAGACUUAUCCUGUCUACUCAGCUUAUGCAGCAACUAUUUCAACCUCUACCAAGAACAAUUCUUUUCUCAAAUUCAUAUGCAGAAUAUGAGGCUGUUGCUUAUAUGGCAUCUAGAUUGGCAUUGGGUGAUGCAUGUGGUGUGGUUCCUAGCUCUAAAGGCGACUACAUCGUGGGAACUGAUGGCAAAGAAAUAUUGUAUAGAAGGUGUAAGACAUUGGAGGACAGCUAUCAUCAUCUCGCAAAAGUUUUGGAAGAGUUCACCGAGAGGGGAAGAAAGUUAGAAGAUGAAUUUUCGAAACUGGACAGGAGAGCGUCACUGGUGGAUUUGGUAACGGAAAACCAAGAUUUGGAGAAGUUUUCUGUCAUAAACCGGUUUGCGAAGUUCUAUGGCCGAGGUGGCCAAGCGAAUGGUACAGGUUCCUCACCAGAUGCGGCCACACACCCUUGCACUUCUUUUGCUCAGAGACAUGUGACUCUACUCCCAUUGCCUAGGGACCUCCCUAGUGGGGUACAAUGUUUCUCCCUGUGAUAUAUCAGUCCCUUCUGCCCGCUGCUGUUUUUUAGCCCACAAUCUACCCUUUUUUGGCCUUCAUGACACGUUUCAUGUUGGUUAUGUACUUGGCACCUGCAACAACACAUAAUAGAACCUCUCAUGGUGGAACAGCAGCAGGUGAAUGAAUGUAUAUGUUUUUAAGUUGCACAGAAAUGCAGGCGCCGACUAAUUUUUUUUUUGUGAAUGGGUAGAUUUUCUUCUAGCCUGGCCUGUCACGUGGAGAUAUCGGCACAUAGUUUAACUAGAUUCCAUGCUUUUCUACUGGUAUGUACAUACAUACAAUAGAUCCCCUUGUCAGAUCUAAGAGGCUUCUAUUUUGUUAAUUAAUUAUUUCUGUCAUGUUGAUCUGUUUAUGUUUAUGGUUCUGUUCCAGAGGGUCUCAAUUUUGCAGUUGUAUAAAAGUUCCUGUUAUUUAGAGAAUUCAUGUACAAUUAAGACCCCCUCCCCUUCCCUCUCUUAUGGGUUAAUGGAACCAAAAUUUAGUUAUGGCCUGUUGCGAGAUGGCCAAGAGGUUGAAUGCUUCUCGUGUCUCUCAGUCUUUCUAUCAUGUAUCAGAUAGUCAAGAUUUCCCAGUAUCAGCAGUCAUUACUUCAAGUCUUCAACCAUUCAGUUCAGGUUUGGCCGUGUAGACUUUCAUUUAAUUGUUGAAGCCUCUCAUCUAAGAUGCACACUUUUUAGUACUUUCGUCAAUUAUGCAUAUGACAUGUAACUUUUUUAGAGAGAAAUCAGGAAUACCAAUAUGAACAUGCUUUAAAUCAGCUAAAGAAGGGAGACCCAUCUUACAUCGAAAUGGAAGUGACAACAUAUGAAAAUAA